AUGUUCUCGUGCGUCGUGGCCGGUCGGCUGCCCCUCACAGCGCCGCAGCAGGUCGACGACACCCACGCCGUCUUCCAGCUCGACGACGCCCAGAGCAUCAACCACAUCACCCUCUUCCUCACCGGCCAGCAGCCCUUCCCGCCCGGCCUCAGCGCCACCGUCCAUUUCCUCUGGCCAGGAGACAACCAGCAGUGGAUCAUGCUCGGAUGCCUACGGAACACGAAACCAUCCGCCAUCUUUCGACUCCGCGGCUCGGCCAUCCCCUCUUCAUCCACCAGCGGCGGCGCAUCCUCCCUCUUUUCCGCUCCCAACGCUGCCGCAUCGUCCAACUUUGCCGGCGCCGGUGCCAGUGCCGGCGCCCAGAGCGUGACGGCCACGUUGGGCAUCAGCAUCGAACCAGACGACGUCGUCGAUGCACAGAUGGCCGCCCUUUCAGCACAGCAGGGACAGAACCAGAACGGGUCUCACGGAUCAGCGGCGGCGGGAUCGUCCACCGCCCUCGUACCCGCCCGCAGCGCCCCAUCGGCCGACCCCAACACGGCAGUCGAUAUAGCCCUUGCUCUCGCUCCAAAGAUCGCCAAAAACGCCUUUUCCUACCUCUCGUCCUUUGCCCCAGACUCGGCGCCCCAGACGGUACCGCUCCUCCAAAAGUGGCUCGAACAGCUCGAACGCAAACUACGAUCUCAGGGGCCCGACUUCCUCGACAAGGCCGAGUAG
Molecule: messenger RNA, 717 nt
Organism: Pseudozyma flocculosa PF-1
Lineage: Eukaryota; Fungi; Basidiomycota; Ustilaginomycetes; Ustilaginales; Ustilaginaceae
Exons: 3
Coding region: 1-717 (238 amino acids)
Biological process (GO): protein import into nucleus
Cellular component (GO): cytosol; nucleus
Molecular function (GO): nuclear import signal receptor activity
Source: RefSeq, a predicted model, not a curated record